Messenger RNA from Vicia faba (fava bean), 1932 nucleotides. Lineage: Eukaryota; Viridiplantae; Streptophyta; Magnoliopsida; Fabales; Fabaceae. The record is from the annotation of a GenBank genome assembly.
AUGGCUGAAUACGAAGAAGAAGAAAGAUACGACGGGAACGGAGCCGGCGCCGGAGGCGGAGAAGGCGGAGAAGAAGGAGGAGGAGGAGGAGAGGAUCUCGACACCACUCAUCCCUAUCCUUCUUCUGCAUCUUCUCCUCAACCUCUCGAUCAGUCCGUUCCUAAAUCUCGUCAUGAAUCGCGUGAAUAUGAUAGAGAAUCUUCGAGAAGCAGAGAAAAAGAACGAGAGAAAGAUAGGAAAAGAGAUAAGGAGAGGCACAGAGAUAGAGACAGAGAGAGGGAUCAUGGUGAUGGGGAGAAGGAAAGGGAUCCUCACCACAGAGACUAUCGACAGCGUGACAGAAAGGAUAGGGAAAGGGGUAGGGAUAGAGAUAGGGAUGACGGAGAUUCUCACAGGAGUCGUGACCGUGAUCAUGACAGAAGAGGAAGAGGGGAUUAUGAUCGAGAGGAAAGGCAUAAACGUAGGUCUCGAUCUAUUUCACCGGGUAAAGAUAGAUCUGAGCAUGGAACAAGAUCACGUUCUCGCUCGAAGAGCAAAAGGGUUAGUGGUUUUGAUUUGGCUCCCCCUGCUUCUGCAAUGUUAGCUGGUGCUGCCGCUGUUACAGUAUGGAAAAAAGUUCAUAUCAAAUUGCAUGCUGUUAUCUGGGCAAUGUUGGGCUACUUGCCCCAAUGUGCUGACAAUGGGCGUGAGCCGACAUCUGUAGCUUUUAUGUCCAUGGAGGAAUCAAUGCACCGGUAUUUGGUGGGUCUUGUUCGUCUUCAACUGGAAACUAUAUAUACUUUGGUAGACAUUACUACGCCAAAUCCUACAAUUCCUGGAGUGUUGCAAAACAUGUAUCCAAUGGCUACUAGUCAGAUGCAACAGUUCAGUGCUCUCCCUAUGAUGCCAAUUCAGGCUAUGACACAACAGGCUACUCGACAUGCUAGAAGAGUUUAUGUUGGAGGACUCCCUCCGACAGCCAAUGAGCAGUCUGUCGCUAUUUUCUUCAGCCAGGUCAUGGCUAAGAUUGGAGGAAACACUGCUGGUCCAGGGGAUGCGGUGGUCAAUGUUUACAUUAACCAUGACAAAAAAUUUGCCUUUGUCGAGAUGAGGUCUGUUGAGGAAGCUAGCAAUGCAAUGGCUUUGGAUGGGAUUAUUUUCGAGGGGGCACCUGUCAAAGUUAGGAGACCUACUGAUUACAACCCUUCUCUAGCUGCUACUCUAGGCCCAAGCCAACCUAACCCAAACCUGAACCUUGGCGCUGUUGGUUUAACCCCUGGGUCAGCUGGUGGACUUGAAGGCCCUGAUCGCAUUUUUGUGGGUGGACUUCCGUAUUACUUCACAGAAACUCAGAUCAGGGAGCUUUUAGAAACUUUUGGUCCUCUACGGGGUUUUGAUCUGGUGAAAGAUAGAGAAACAGGAAAUUCAAAAGGUUAUGCAUUUUGUGUUUACCAAGAUCUCGCAGUUACAGAUAUUGCAUGUGCAGCUCUUAAUGGAAUUAAGAUGGGAGAUAAGACUCUUACUGUUAGACGAGCUAAUCAAGGUACAACCCAGCCUAAACCUGAACAAGAGAGCAUUUUAAUGCAUGCACAACAGCAAAUUGCUCUGCAGAAACUUAUAUUUCAACCAGCAUUAGUGGCUACAAAGGUGGUGUGUUUAACCAACGCAGUUUCUCCUGACGAGCUCAAAGAAGAUGAGGACUUUGAAGAGAUCAUCGAUGACAUGAGACAGGAAUGCUCCAAAUUUGGUACUUUGGUGAACGUUGUGAUCCCUCGCCCACAGCCAGAUGGGGAUCUAUCUGGUGGAGUUGGAAAGGUGUUUUUGGAAUAUGUGGAUACUGAGGGUGCUACAAAAGCCUGCACUGGAUUGAAUGGGAGAAAAUUCGGUGGAAAUGAAGUAAUAGCCGUCUUCUAUCAAGAGAACAAGUUUGCUCAGGGGGAUUAUGAAGGCUAA